Echinostoma caproni is the source of this 812-nucleotide messenger RNA. NCBI's taxonomy places the organism in Eukaryota, Metazoa, Platyhelminthes, Trematoda, Plagiorchiida, Echinostomatidae. The record is from the annotation of a GenBank genome assembly.
GGGAUGGCAAGGCUCGCUCUAAACACCAGAAUGCCUGUGGAACUAUGUACUUCACUGCCUCAAGUGAGCUGAAGAAUGCAAUCACGGAAAAUGAUGCUCAUACGUCACCACCUAAAUCACCAAAUUCGACCGAAAAUACUCCAAACGGUUCACCCACCUUCUUCACUCCUCAGAUUUCGCCCUCUAAACUAAGUCUUGUCCGACAUGAUACCGAUCUGGGUCAACGACGCAGGCCAAAGAAAACCAAUCUUACGUCUAGGCACUCGUUUCUUUCCGGACAUGGUUCAGACGCAACUAUCUAUUCUCGUUUGUCAUAUGAUUUUUCCAGUCUAGACAAGGAAGCCAUUCGUGAGCAUGGCAUUCGUAUUCGGCAAUUGACUCCGAGUACCAACAAAACUGAUAAACCACCUGGUCUUCCUGUUAGUCCCAAACACCCACCUCUUCCUCCUCAACGAAAGUCCAGCUUGCUCCGGUCAAACGACAACAACAACGUCGCUGCUUCUGCCGAGUGUAGUCCAAAACACGCGGAAUUCGGAUUUGCUAGUGUCAUGCAAAACACGGAGGCGUUUGUAAAAUCUAAACCAAAGUAUGGUAAACGUUCCCCCAUCUCCCCCAUGUCCCCUGUUCCACUUACCUCGAUGCUCGUCGGACCACGGGGCCGAUUGCCGUACACAGCAAGUGAACUUCCUGAGCGAGUGUCCUUAUUCAACAUGAAUGAAUUUGGACUCCAGGCUGGUGUGGUAAGUAUGUUUAUUAAUGGACUUAUUACAUUUCCACUUGCGUUCCUCGCCACUUUUACUCUCCACAGCUGA